Molecule: messenger RNA, 2520 nt
Organism: Vitrella brassicaformis
Lineage: Eukaryota; Vitrellaceae
Source: the annotation of a GenBank genome assembly
AUGCAUUCACCCUAAACCAACACUGCCUGCUUGAGCACACACAUGCACAUGCACACAUGCAUGUGUGUCCGUUCGCUCACUGCCUGGCGACGGUGGGCAGCACCUUGACUUGAAGUUGGUCAGCACAGACUCCUGCACAUACGCACAUCACACGCGUGCAAACAAGUAGAUGUCUCUGUGUGGUUUUCAUGCGGCCCAGCUCCCUCCGACUCACUUCGCUCGGCAUGGGAUGGUGAGCAAACUCGAGCACGUCGCUGGCCAAACAGGCCCACUUUGAUGCUGGCCUGUUUGCACACAAUAAUGCACAGCACAUGCUCUUCUUUUUGUCCUGUGAUUAUCGUGUGCUUACCUUUUCGUCGUCAGCAGCAUGCUAAACACACGGCCCUGCGUGCCGACGUUCUUCCCGUAGGCCUUGACGGGGCUCCUGCGUGCACAUCAAAAAUGUCAAAAAUGCACAUAGCAUCGCAUUCAGUCUGCAAUGAGAGGUCUGCGAUUUGCACAGACGAUGCCGCUUACACACGGGUCACUAUCCCCUUCAUGGCCCUUCUCCCCACCCUCUGGCCCGGCCGCAAAGCGGAAAUAGGCACCAGGACCACUGCACUCACAGAUGAAGCAUACAUUACAUACAUAUAUCGACGCCAAUGAAGGGCAUGUCUCACAUCAGAUCAGGCUUGCUCUGAUUGGUCAGUCGAGCUGCGUUGGCAGGUUGUGUCGCACAUAAACUCACCGACGACAAUGCCGAUACGUAGCAAGGUACACGACCGACGAGGAUGUAAGAUGUAGGCAGCGGUUGCCCUGCACAUAUGCACAGACACAAAGAGACGUCGCUGAUUAGUGUGAUUGGUUGCUGACUUGAGCAUUAAAUCAUGUAGCCUCACCCAAUCUGCUGCCAAUCACACUCCUCGUCACAAUCCUCCUGCGUAUACACAGACACAGACGUACACGCACAAAGAGAGAUAUCGCAUCCAUCCAUCCAUCCAUUGACACAAGGCGGCAGCACCCAUCCAUCCAUGCAGAUCCACGGCGUGGCGGGCGUGGCGGACGAGGGCGUCCAUGUCCUUCUGCGGGCUGGGCACCGGCUUGGUCUUGCCCUUGGGCGGCCCAAAACCCCCUCCUGCAGCAGUGCGAGGACGUAUCACAGCCAUCUUACGCCAUGUGGAUGAGUAUGUUGAUUCAUCACCGAGGCCGAGGCAUUGAGGAAAAUGUCAACAGAUAUAAAAUGUAGGCAGUGAUGUGUAGACUGCACACACAAAUCCAAGUCAUGGAAACAAGAAUGUGCCAACUCGUGUCUCCUCUCGAUGCAUUUGGGGUACGACGCCUCGAUGGGUGGGUCACUCGGCUGGCUGGGGUCGCCCCCUCGCGUACGCGACUGUUGUGGAAUGGGGGCCGCUGCCGUUGUGGUGUUGGUUGUGGGUGUGGGAGUGGUGGUUGUUGUGUUGCUGGCCGAGCUGCUGGGCGCGUCAGUGGUGGUCGGAGGUGCUUGUGUUGUGAAGGCCGUCUCGUUGUAGCACCCCUCGAAUACCUCGUCCUGCGGACACAGUGAGGAGCACAUAUGGGCGGCCGGCAGUCUGCUUGCACUUAUGUUCAUUCUCACGUACCAGGUCCACCUCGGUGUAAAGGCGAAUCGAUGUCGCAAGUGUCAACACGAAAAUCAGCAGGGACAAGAUGCCCAAGUACUUCUGAAAGCAGGCAGAGCACAGAAAUCCUCAUCAAAGCCGUCAACGUGGGUGUCGUGCCCUCCUGGUAGAGUUAAAUUUGCGCCGACAGUCGCCCUGUGUUCCACUGACAGGAAAGCGCAUGCAAAGGGUCCAUGCAGGGAUGUAAGUUCGUUCGUGUGAGUGGGUCUUGUGUUUAUGACUCACAGUAUUUGACGCCGUUCUCGAGUCUCUCGAGCCUCUCAUCGAGGCUGGGACCCUCAUGCUGCUCUGCACACACACACGCAUAGACAACACUGCCUGCCUGCCUUUCUGCCUUUCUGCAUCUGCAUCUCUUCCAGCUUGCCUGGCAGCUGCUGCACUGCAUGAGACACUGACACUGUCCCUCUUGUACUCGUGGCCUUGGCCAGUGACCCCCUCUCCACCAUGCAGUGCAAAAGCACAUACACGACAGACUGAAAAUGACCCCUCCCUCCCUAUCCCAUCAGCCAGCCACUCUCGCCCAUCCCUGCCAGGUCCCUUGCUAGCCCAGACCCCACGAUUGCUGGAAUGAUGCACAGCUUGAUGAGCACGACGAACAGGAAGAAAUGAACGGCAUCUGGCCGGAAGGGUCUCAAUGUCGUCCGACAUACAAACGCACGUGUGUGGUGUGAAUCUGCCUAUGUCAAUCUAUUGCGUGUGGCUGACCUGUGUGUAUCGACGAUCUGCGCAGAAGUAGCAUUGCAAGAAAAUGAAAAACCGACUCAUGCACUCACGCGUCGCAGCCAUCUUGCCCGUCAUGUGGAUGAGUGCUGAUUUAUCACCGAGGCCGAGGCGCCGAGAGGAACAGAGCACCAGAUAUAAAAUGUAGGCAGUGAUGGGUUGA